AUGUGGUAUACUUGGAUAAUUCUGGAUAAAAGAACGCUGAAAAUACCUUUCGCUUCGGAAAAACAUGCUCUCAUCGCGAAACAAACGAUUGAAGUAGAUCCAGAAUUACAACCUCAUGCUGUAAAGCGAAUCAUUACUGUGGAGGAAAAUGUCCUCAUUGCGGCAUUCUCGACCCUCACAAUCCGUUUAGCGCGCCUAGUAGCCAAUGCCUUUCUGGAAAACGUAGACCUCGUUGUUCGUACGCUAGAACAGUUCGGUGAAGAAGCAGAAAAUCCCCCCUCUUCGUAG
Messenger RNA from Lentinula edodes (shiitake mushroom), 288 nucleotides. Its product is annotated as transcription factor Pcc1-domain-containing protein. Gene Ontology annotation, cellular component: EKC/KEOPS complex. The record is from RefSeq and is a predicted model, not a curated record. The transcript is spliced from 2 exons. NCBI's taxonomy places the organism in Eukaryota, Fungi, Basidiomycota, Agaricomycetes, Agaricales, Omphalotaceae. The coding region runs from base 1 to 288 and encodes 95 amino acids.